AUGGCGGAGCCCACAGUGUGCUCCUUCCUCACCAAGGUGCUGUGCGCCCACGGCGGCCGCAUGUUCCUGAGGGACCUGCGCGGCCACGUGGAGCUGUCGGAGGCCAGGCUCCGGGACGUGCUGCAGCGCGCCGGGCCCGAGCGUUUCCUGCUGCAGGAGGUGGAGACGCAGGAGGGCCUCGGGGACGCGGAGGCCGAGGCGGCGGCCGGCGCGGUGGGCGGUGGCGGCACCUCCGCCUGGAGGGUGGUGGCCGUGUCCUCUGUGCGCCUCUGCGCCCGCUACCAGCGCGGCGAGUGCCAGGCCUGCGACCAGCUGCACUUCUGCCGCCGGCACAUGCUGGGCAAGUGCCCCAACCGGGACUGCUGGUCUACCUGUACCCUUUCCCAUGAUAUCCACACACCUGUCAACAUGCAGGUCCUGAAAAACCAUGGACUUUUUGGUCUCAAUGAAAACCAGCUUCGGAUCCUGCUUUUGCAGAAUGACCCCUGUCUUUUACCCGAGGUCUGUUUGCUCUACAACAAAGGGGAAGCCCUCUAUGGCUACUGCAACCUCAAGGAUAAAUGCAACAAGUUUCACGUGUGUAAAUCCUUUGUCAAGGGAGAAUGCAAACUUCAGACCUGCAAACGGUCUCAUCAGCUUAUCCAUGCUGCAUCUUUGAAGCUGCUACAGGACCAAGGACUGAAUAUUCCAAGUGUUGUUAAUUUUCAGAUAAUCUCCACCUACAAGCAUAUGAAGCUGCACAAGAUGCUUGAAAAUACAGAUAAUUCAUCACCUUCUACUGAGCAUUCACAAGGCCUUGAGAAGCAGGGAGUGCACGCAGCUGGAGCUGCAGAAGCUGGUCCUCGGGCUUCUGUCCCCGCUCAGUCAGCCAAGAAGCCCUGCCCAGGCAGGAAGGCGGGGGAGAGCUGCGUGCGCUCUGCUCGCCCGUUUUGCACGCUGAGCUCUAGCGCAGGAGCCCGACUUUGUCUGGCUUUGUCCCCUCCGCGGCCCCGAGGCUGUCCUGAGAGCGCGGCGCCCCACACACCUGCUGCCCGCAAGGAGUCGGCAGGAGAGGAGGAGCGAGGGCGGCGAGAGGGCUGCGAGAGGCCCCCUCCCCCGGCUUGCCGGCCUACCCUGAUCCGGGCGCCCCGGGGAACGCGCGGCGGGACCCGGGCGGGCUGGGCCUCGCCGCCUCUGCCGCGCCGAGCCCCGCGCACGCUGCCCCGGCCGCCUCGCAGGCAGGCAGGCAGGCAGGCAGGCAAGCGCCCGGCCGGCCGGGAGGGGGUGCUCGCCGCCCCGCGCCCGGGCCCGCGCGUUGCCGGGCAGCUGCUCCGAGGCUCCGAAGGGGGCGGAGCGGCAAGGCGGGCGUGCGGCUGGCGCCCCUGUCCGCGGUUCCGGCCCGACCCGCCCCCGCCUCGCCGGCUUCCCUCCGCGCCGGUGCGCGGCGCCCCGUCCCAGCCGCAGCCGCAGCGGCCGCCCCUCCCGGACCUGAGAGCCGCUGAGCCGUGA
Molecule: messenger RNA, 1488 nt
Organism: Nomascus leucogenys (northern white-cheeked gibbon)
Lineage: Eukaryota; Metazoa; Chordata; Mammalia; Primates; Hylobatidae
Gene: ZC3HAV1L
Product: ZC3HAV1 like
Source: RefSeq, a predicted model, not a curated record